ACACGCACAAUAAUCUUCGUUCCGAAUGGAUGCACAGCGAAGCGAGCGGUGCCUUAUCACCAAUGCCGGGUUUGAAGUUAGCCUUCAGACUUGCUAAUCGUUCUGAGUCAGCCAGAAGAUUGGUAUGCUAGAAACCGUUCUGCUAAUUCCUAACACCACGGCGGUUAAAUGAAUUUCAGCACAAACAAUCACAAUAGAAAUCAAACUGAACGGGGUGCCUAAUUGUUGUGAUAAACUUAUUAAAUAGAUCCAUGCUUGGACAAAUUGUCUCUGCAUUCAUCCCAAUAUGUCAUUAGCUCCAAGAUGGACGUUCGUUGCAAUUAUUUUGGCUCAAAUUUUUUGGAUGUCUGUUUUAUCAACUAGAGUACACGAAAAAAGUCGAUGUGCUACCAAAAGUGCUUGCAAUGAAGGCGGUCAGGGUGAUUUCUUGCAGGCUUGUGUUUCCAACUCGGAGCCUUUCGUUUUCGAAGUGGAAAACGAAGAAGACUCUGAAGCGUUCUAUUUUUUGAAUUCAGUUUGUCCGCAUCUGACAAAAUCUCGGAGCCCAGAGAUCUGCUGCGAUACCACACAGCUACUGCAGUUGAAGGACCAAAUGGCGACAGUGAGAAUGUUAUUCCGGAGGUGUCCCUCCUGUCUGCAGAACUUCGAGUCCCUCUGGUGCAAUCUCCUCUGCCAUCCGGACCAGUCCACCUUCUCCAACGUCACUGCCACUGUACCCUACAGCAGCGAAUUGAAGGCAUCAAGCAAAUGGAGUGACGCCGAUGGCAAGUGGAGUGAAGAUAGUCCGCCUGAGUACAGUGAAUCGGUGGAUGCAGUCACUAUCUACCUCAGCAGGGACUACGCCCACAAUCUGUACAGGUCCUGUGCACAUGUGAAGUUCAUCGGGGCAUCUCAAGAGGUAAUCUCAAAGAUGUGCUUUGAGAAUCCAGUAGAUAAGUGCUCGCCGGAGUUGUUUCUGAACUACAUUGGAACUAAGAAGAACAAAAGGUCGCCCUCAGAGUUCACAUUUGAAAUUGUGGAAGAUAAUCAGAGGGCAAAAUACGCAGAAAAAGGCAUUCAUCCGUUGGACUUGGACCUGUUCCAGUGCAAUGCCCGUGGCUACAACAACAGUGAACCCUGCAGCUGCAUGGACUGUCCUCAGUCAUGCAAAGGGCCUCCUCGGGGUCCCAAUCCAGGAGCCCCUCUAGAUUCCAGCAACCCUCCCUGGCGCCUGCUGGGUAUCCCUGGAUAUGUGGUGGUAGUUGCAGUGUUGUACAUUACAGUGUCUUGUAUAUAUAUUGUGGUGUCCUAUAUGCACUGUUUGUACUACAAGAAGCCAGACGACGAAGACCAAUAUGUGGCUGCGCCUAAUUAUAAUUAUCACCAGCAGCAUUCGCAGUAUAUUUCAAAGUCAACAGUGCAAAACUGCUCCUCUAAGAACUCGAUGAACUCUGACGGCGGAGGAGACGGGACUAAUCAGACUCAAGGCAGUGGAGGGGGAGUAGUGGUUGUUGAAGUGGGCGUGUUCGAGCAGAUCGGAAGGAGGUUCCAGUCUGCGUUGCACUCGUUCUUCUUCCAGUGGGGUCUCACUAUGGCAUGUCAGCCAGUGGCCGCUCUUCUCUUUGGAAGUAUGGUCGUAGCUGUGUGUAGCAACGGUCUGCACUAUGUUCGCUGGACUACAGACCCAGUUGAACUGUGGUCGUCGAGUGGCAGUGAGGCAUACAGGGAGAUGGAGCACUUCAACUCACACUUCGGCCCCUUCUUCAGAAUAGAACAGAUCAUAGUCAAGCUCAAGAGGAACGCCACUGGUGCCAUCAGGUACGAGCCAGAUGCAUAUUCGGAGAGAUACAGACCCAAAGACAUGGACCCCAUUAUGGACGCUCCAAUUCUUCAUCAGGUGCUGUCGUUGCAAGAGAACAUCUCCAACCUGACAGUGUACUCCACUCGACAUGAGAGAAAUGUCACUCUCUCCGACAUCUGCCAUAAGCCCAUGGCACCCGCCAACGACAAAUGUGCAAUAAUGAGUGUGACGGAGUGGUUCCAGAACUCACACGAGACAAUAGACGAGAAGAGCUACAGAACGAGGAGGAAGCGAGUGAUCAAUGCCGACCAUUACAAACACAUCAGAGCGUGCAUCGAGUCUCCUACUAGACUGGAUGACGGGACGCCUCUCAGGACUUCCUGCCUGGCCUCGUGGGGAGGAAUCAUGGAACCAUUGAUUGUACUAGGAGGCUUCAAAGACUCCAUUCGCCAUUUGUUGGAUGACCCUAAGCACAAAGAGGAGUUUGAAAAGGCGACUGCGCUGGUGGUGACUAUUCUUGUGAAGAACAGUCUCAAUAGUAGAGAGAGGGAGAUAGCAGAAGACUUCGAACAGAGCUACCUAGACUUAGUGCGUCAGUUUGCCCUUGACCACCCCCACCUGCACGUGGCCUACCAGGCCCAGAGGUCAAUUGAGGAUGAAAUAGAGAGGGCGUCGGAGGGGGAUGUGAAGACUGUCAUCUGCAGCUACCUCAUCAUGUUCGGCUACAUUACCUGCUGCCUCGGAAAGGUGGGUGGGUGUGGAAUGCGCACUCUAGUGGACAUGAAGAUCACAGUGGGUAUUGGGGGAGUGGUGAUUGUGAUGAGCAGUGUGGCCUGUUCCAUAGGAGUGUUUGGAUUCAUAGGGGUACCUGCCACACUCAUCAUAAUGGAAGUGGUCCCCUUCUUGGUGCUAGCUGUGGGAGUGGAUAAUAUAUUCAUCCUAGUACAGUGCUAUCAGAGAUACCGACCGAAAGACAGAAACGAAUCCCUGGAAGUACAAAUAGCUACUGUCUUCUCCAAAGUGGCCCCCUCCAUGCUUCUUUCAUCAUGUGCAGAGGCACUGGCAUUCUUCCUAGGAGCCAUGACGCCAAUGCCGGCUGUGAGGACUUUCUCGCUGUAUGCUGGGAUGGCGGUGACGUUUGACUUCCUGUUCCAGAUCACGUGUUUUGUGGGGUUGUUGACACUAGAUGCGAAGAGACAAAAGGAUGCUCGUGUGGACAUCGCCUGUUGCGUGCCAGUUGACAACUGCGAGAAGUCCCCCCGCGGCCAAGUGGGCACAGUUUACUCCCUCUUCAAGAACUACUACUCCCCCAUCCUCUUCUCAGACCUGGUGAGGCCCAUCGUGAUUGUGGUGUUUGUUGGCUGGUUCCUGGCCUGUUGCUGCAUGAUGCCACAUAUUCCCAUUGGACUGGACCAGAGUCUAUCGCUGCCAUCGGACUCUUAUAUGCGAGACUACUUCACAGCCAUCUCCGAGGACCUCAACGUCGGAUCCCCAGUCUACUUCGUCGUCAAGGAACCAUUUCCCUACGAGGACCCACAACAGCAGAAACUGGUCUGUGGUUUAGCUGGAUGCAGUGCGGACUCAAUAGUACAGCAGAUAAGCAGAGCAGCUAAAGAUAAAGAGAGGACGAAGAUAGCGAAGAUGCCGAAUUCGUGGUUGGAUGAUUUCCUUGAUUGGUCCGACCCAGAGUCAAAGUGCUGCAGGUUUGACACAACUAGUGACAGUGGUGGGAGGAAGUUCUGUAAUGCAUCUGUGCAGUCGGAGAACUGCGAGAGUUGUCCGAUUGAUGGCGGGAAAGUGCAAGGAGAGCAGUUCAUGGACCUGUUGCCUUACUUUCUAUCAGAUAUACCCUCCAUAGAUUGCCCAAAAGCUGGUAAAGCUGCUUACGCCAAUGGAGUAUCAAUAAAAAGUGUCUGGACACCACCGCCUUUAAUUACGAGUUCGACAUUAGUAAAUGGAAGCCAAGGUUCCUGGUCAACCAAAAAUUUAGCUUACUCAGCCGAUAAUCUCCAGUAUUCAAGUUCAUCCCCUCCUUAUUCUAAAACAGAAGAACAAUCGAAUAAAGGGGAGUACAAAAAGAGAGUAGUGUCUAGUUACUUCAUGACAUAUCACACGGCAUUGAGGACCUCGGCGGAUUUCACAGAGGCGCUGGUGGAAUCGAGAGCUCUGGCUGAUAGGAUCUCGGAGAGUAUGGGCGUGGAGGUGUACCCAUACUCGGUGUUCUACGUGUUCUAUGAGCAGUAUCUGAGCAUAGUGAGGGACACAGUGAUCAACAUGUCAGUCUCCCUCCUCUCCAUAUUCCUCGUCACAUUCUUCCUCCUAGGUCUGGACAUAGUGUCAGCGUUGUUCGUGGGGGUGACUAUUCUGAUGAUCAUAGUGUCCAUGUGUGGCCUCAUGUACCUCUGGGACAUCUCCCUCAACGCCAUCUCACUCGUCAACCUAGUCAUGGCAGUGGGAAUAAGUGUUGAGUUCUCUGCACAUACAGUGCGCACCUUUGCAGUCAAUCCCAACCCAUCCAGACUGCAGAGGGCAAAGGACUCCUUGUUGGAGAUGGGCAGCUCAGUACUGAGUGGUAUCACAUUGACUAAACUGGGCGGCAUAUUGGUGCUAGGCUUCUCCAACUCGGAGCUGUUCCGAGUGUUCUACUUCCGAAUGUACCUGGGCAUAGUCAUCUUCGGAGCAGCACACGGGCUCGCAUUCCUACCUGUCGUCCUCAGCUAUAUAGGUCCAUUGACGAAGGAGAGGAAGCUGCGAAGAACGAAUCGAAAAUGUAGGGGAUGUACCUGCUCCACUGGAACCCAAAGAUCCAAAGGGGCACAAGGACAACGCAACCCCCGUCCUGGGAUUACCGACCCCCACCUCCCAACCCCACAGCAGGAAGACACUCACUCACUAGUAUACACUAAGUCACUACCAGAGCAGAGUAAACAAACAACAGUGGUAACAAGCAAUGCAGAAACGUCUAACUCGGAGCUAAGUGCAACGAUAUUAACAACAGUGUCCAAAAAUGAACAACGACUAGGAAAAAACUCCUCAUUUUGUGAAGCUACAUCAAUAAGCAAAGAUAAGUCGCAACCAAUACCUGAUUGCAUUGAGCCUACUGUUUUUUCAAGCAAUGUGAUUGGUCAGAAAUCAGCCAAUGAAAAUCGAUCAGCAUGUAAUACUGAGACAGAUGCGCCUAUUGGCGAUAAAAACAAUGAAAAAGACUUGUUUGAAAGUGGUGCUAUGUUUAGUAAAGCUUCUGCUCCUCUCAAAAAUUCCACUUCGAAAAGUAAUCAUCCCCGUACUGCUAAUUUGGAUUCGUCUCGAGAAGAAACUUGUGCUUAAUUUUCAUCUCACAUUUUUGCCUUCACCUCAAAUUAAUACAAUCUUUAAAAAUCAAAUAAACUUAAUAUUAAUGCAGACUGAUAACAAAACAAUUUAUCUAAAAACAUUUGCUGCGGUUUAGAUUUUAGCCAAAUUUAUUAGUGAUAAAGUAUUGCUUCAGUUUUCAAGUGUCAAUGAACGAAGUGAAGACCUAUUUAGGUAUGUCUUCGUUUUUGUUCGGAAAAGUCUUUGAGUUGUUCACGCUCAAAUUUGAGAUUUUAAGGUGCGACUUUUGAUUUCCUUUUUAAAAUUCAACUUUAAAUUACUAGCUAAAUAGGAAAGCAAAUUUUGUUUUCCAAUUUGCAAAUUGCGCGGAAAAAAACGUGAAUGGCUUCAGGUUUUUCGAAAGAAGGUUUUCCAGCUGAAUACAA
Symsagittifera roscoffensis is the source of this 5517-nucleotide messenger RNA. RefSeq names its product NPC intracellular cholesterol transporter 1-like. Gene Ontology annotation, cellular component: plasma membrane. Lineage: Eukaryota; Metazoa; Xenacoelomorpha; Acoela; Convolutidae. Gene Ontology annotation, molecular function: cholesterol binding. Gene Ontology annotation, biological process: cholesterol homeostasis; intestinal cholesterol absorption. The transcript has 29 exons. The record is from RefSeq and is a predicted model, not a curated record. Bases 287 to 5107 code for a protein of 1606 amino acids.